Carassius carassius (crucian carp) is the source of this 1632-nucleotide messenger RNA. Its product is annotated as beta-1,3-galactosyltransferase 2-like. The coding region runs from base 43 to 1185 and encodes 380 amino acids. The transcript is spliced from 2 exons. The record is from RefSeq and is a predicted model, not a curated record. Gene Ontology annotation, molecular function: N-acetyl-beta-D-glucosaminide beta-(1,3)-galactosyltransferase activity. Gene Ontology annotation, cellular component: membrane. NCBI's taxonomy places the organism in Eukaryota, Metazoa, Chordata, Actinopteri, Cypriniformes, Cyprinidae.
CAGGUUUUCAGAUAUAAGGGCCACUGAUUGUCCUGAAUCCAGAUGCAUGCAGACCACAACAUGGAGGCGAAACUCUUUAACAGAAAUGGCUGGAAAAGUUUAGGUGCAGAUAGAGCUCCAUGCAGGUGUCACAUUAAAACAGGAUUCUUUCUGUUACUUACAUUAGUGUUCUUAGUGACUGCCAUUACUUACGUCUCUGAAUUCUCUUUCAAUGCUGUGUUCCCUGACACCUUUUGUAAAAAGGUGCUGAAUCAGAUACGCUCCUAUUAUGUGGCAACUGAAUACCUGUCUGCCAGACAUAAUCAAACAUUUUUAGCAACCAACAGUGUCCAACAGAGUCCUACACAAACCACAAACUUGUCUGUGAAUCAUCAUGUGGCCCAUCCAAGCAACUAUCAUUUCAUCCUAGAUGAACCUGAUAAAUGUAGUCAGUGGGAUCCGUUCUUGGUCUUGAUGGUCCCUGUGGCCCCCCAUCAGCUGGAGGCUCGUAACGCCAUCCGCAGCACAUGGGGGAAUGAGAGCUCAGUGCAGGGAAAAGCAGUGCUGACUCUGUUCUUGGUGGGUUUGACUGGAGGAGCUGAAACUCAACAGCAGCUGGAGGAAGAGAGUCGACAACACGGAGAUUUAGUGCAGAGCAACUUUGUGGACUCCUACUUCAAUCUGACCAUAAAGACCAUGGUGAUCAUGGACUGGCUGGCCACUCGUUGCCCUCAAGCAGCUUAUGCUAUGAAGGUUGAUUCUGAUAUGUACAUAAACCUGGAGAACCUGAUGAGCCUCUUAUUGUCACCCAACACACCCAGACAGAACUACAUCACAGGGUAUUUGAUGUGGGACCGGCCUGUCGUCAGAGACAAAAACUCUAAAUGGUACGUGGCAGAGGAAUUGUACCCUGAACAGAAAUACCCCACAUACCUGCAGGGAAUGGGAUAUGUUUUCUCCAAUGACUUGCCAGAAAAAUUAGUUGAGGCUUCCAAGAAAAUAAAGCCCUUUAACAUAGAAGAUGCAUAUGUGGGUGCUUGUCUGAAACAGUUGGGCAUUGCACCCUCAUCUCCCCCAGACCCUUCUCAAUUUAAAGCCUAUAUGUGGCAAUAUAAGCGAGAGGAUUUUCUCAGAGUUAUCACAACAAUCCUGAGUUCCCCACAGCAGCUAAAAGAUAUUUGGAAGGAUGUAAAGAGGCCCUCAUAAAACAAAUCAGAAUGGAAUAAAUUAGUGGUAGACUUCAUUUGAUUUAUGAAAGACUGUAAGACAAUAGUAGACACAGUCAGUGUAAUAAAGACUAGAAAAUGUAAAUCUAUUUGUUUGUAUACCUCAUACAGUAAAUAGUUAUUUAUAAAUUUAUUUUUUUCUAUAAUUUUUUCUUAUCUUAUGAUAUCGCUGGGGUAUAUUUGUAGCAAUAGCCAAGAAUAUAUUGUAUGGGUCAGAAUUACAGAUUUUUCUUUUAUGCCAAAAUUCAUUAGGAUAUUAGGUAAAGAUCAUGUUCCAUUAAGAUAUUUUGUAAAUUGCCUACUAUAAAUAUAUCAAAACUUAAUUUUUUAUUAGUAAUAUGCAUUGCUAAGAACUUCAUUUGGACAGCUUUAAAGGAAAUUUUCUCAAUAUUUUGAUUUUUUUUGUUGUGCACAGAUUCCAGGAGCC